Molecule: messenger RNA, 1065 nt
Organism: Pelecanus crispus (Dalmatian pelican)
Lineage: Eukaryota; Metazoa; Chordata; Aves; Pelecaniformes; Pelecanidae
Source: RefSeq, a predicted model, not a curated record
AUGCCGCCAUCCCUUCUGCCGGGGCACGGCAGCGCGAGGGUGCCCGGCCACCCAGAAGGCUCUGGCCAUCUCCUUGCAGGCAGCACCAGCCACUCUGAAGGCAGCCCGCUCCCCCUGCCCGGUGCAAAGGGGGAAGACGCAAAACCCCAGGUUGCUGUCUGCGAGGCUCACCUCAGGCUGCCUGACUUCUGCAGCAGCCCCUCCCAGGACUUCAUUCCCACCCUGGAGGAGAUUGAGGAGUUCCUAAGGGAGAAGGCUGAGUUCCUCAAAGACGAAGCAAGCGAGCUUCACCCAGCUGGAGGGAAGGUUGAGAUCAAAUCUGAGAUCAGCUUAGGUAGCUGUGGGGAACAGCCUGUCUCCAGUGUGGUUCAAGAAGAAGAAGUCUCAAACGCUGCUCAGCCUGGAGGGACAGCCGAUGGUAGCGACCAGGCAGUAGCCACUGGGAGCAUCCCUGUUGUCCUCCAAAUCCAGCCUCUGCAGAUGGACAGUGGCAGCCCGCUAGCACAGAGUGCUACCAGUGGUGUCAGGGUGGCCCAGCUGGUUAUCAGCUUGCAGGGCCAGAACCUGUCCCUCCUCCCUCAGGUCCCUGUGCCCGUCAUGGACCAAAAAUACGUCAAAAUCGCCCCCCUGCCAGUCGCCAUGCGGCCAGGGGCACCGGGGGAUGUGCAGGAGGUGGAGGCAACCCCCAAGUAUCAGAAAGCCCCCGCUUCCCUCGUCCGCAUCCACAAGUGCUCGCACCCGGGCUGCGGCAAGAUGUACACCAAGAGUUCCCACCUCAAGGCUCACUUCCGUCGGCACACCGGUGAGAAGCCCUACACUUGUGCUUGGCCCAACUGCGGCUGGCGGAGGAAGGGGACGGCGCUAGCCCGUACGAUAGCGUCCUGCAGGCUGUCCGCUGAGCUGCUGCGCUCUGCUUCGCUUGCUGCCCUGCCCUCCCGCUCCCCGUACCAGUGUGCCGCCUGCGAGAAGAAGUUUGCCCGCAGUGACCACUUAGCCAAACACGUGAAGAUCCACCGGGGCCAGCCGUACAGCCAGCGGACGCUUCAGGGCGGCAGCAGAAGUUAA